GCUCCGCUCAGCCCCGCCCGCCACCCGUGUCCGGCGCUGGAUUUAUGAAUGGGGGGAAGAGGCCACAUGCCGCCGCCGCCGCCGCGAGUUGACCGCACGCAGCCCGGGCCCGCGGAGCUCCCGCUGCGGUGAGAGCGCCGGCCCGGCCCCGGCAGCCGCUCCGAGGACUUGUUGCUGCUGCGCUACCGCCGCCACCGCGGGGAAAGGGCCGCUCCCGCCGAGUGGCGCGGUCUGCGAGCCGGAGGGUGGCCCGAGUGAGUGUGAGCGCGCGCACGUCCCGAGCCUCGCGGUGCGCCCGGACUGCGCGCCGGCUCGUCUUUUGGGGGGAGAAGUGGGGGCGUGUCCCGGGCCCGGAGCGUCCGAGUGUCCAGUCCUAGCGGGGCAGCGUGAGCGUGCGUGCCCCUGCCUUCUCGGCCCCUCGCCCGAGUCGCUCCUCUCCUCCUCCUGCCUCCCUCCCGGGCGCUGCCUGCCCAAACCCCAACCACCUGUGCACCCGAGAAACCCAACUCCUCCCGCUCGGCGCCCCGGGGGGGAGGCAGGGGCAGGGCCAAGCCGCAGAGGGGGCCGCCGCCGCCUCCCGCCGCCUCCUGCUCUCCUCCCCCUCCCCCGCCUGACGCUGCCUCCUCGGGAAGGGUGUUUGGAGGGCAGCGGCCGCCCCAAGCCGAAGCCCCGCAGCGCUUCUUAUGAUCAGCUCGGUGUGUGUCUCCUCCUACCGCGGGCGCAAGUCGGGGAACAAGCCUCCGUCCAAAACAUGUCUGAAGGAGGAAAUGGCCAAGGGCGAGGCGUCGGAGAAGAUAAUCAUCAACGUGGGCGGCACGCGACAUGAGACCUACCGCAGCACCCUGCGCACGCUACCCGGCACCCGCCUCGCCUGGCUGGCCGAUCCCGACGGCGGGGGCCGGCCCGAGUCCGAAGGCGGCGGCGGGGCGGGCGGCGGCGGGAGCUGCGAGUUCUUCUUCGACCGGCACCCGGGCGUCUUCGCCUACGUGCUCAACUACUACCGCACGGGCAAGCUGCACUGCCCCGCCGACGUGUGCGGGCCCCUGUUCGAGGAGGAGCUCACCUUUUGGGGCAUCGACGAGACCGACGUGGAGCCUUGCUGCUGGAUGACCUACAGGCAGCACCGCGACGCCGAGGAGGCGCUGGACAUCUUCGAGAGCCCGGACGGCGGCGGCGGGGGCGCUGGCCCCGGCGACGAGGCCUGCGACGACGAGCGGCUGCUGGCCCUGCAGCGCCUCGGGCCCCACGAGGGAGGCGCGGGCUCGGGGCCCGGGGCCGGGAGCUGCCGAGGCUGGCAGCCGCGCAUGUGGGCGCUCUUCGAGGACCCCUACUCCUCCAGGGCGGCCAGGGUGGUGGCCUUCACCUCUCUCUUCUUCAUCCUGGUCUCCAUCACCACCUUCUGCCUGGAGACCCACGAGGCCUUCAACAUAGACCGCAACGUGACGGAGAUCCACCGCGUGGGGAACAUCACCAGCGUGCGCUUCCGGCGGGAGGUGGAGACGGAGCCCAUCCUGACCUACAUCGAGGGCGUGUGCGUGCUGUGGUUCACGCUGGAGUUCCUGGUGCGCAUCGUGUGCUGCCCCGACACGCUGGACUUCGUCAAGAACCUGCUCAACAUCAUCGACUUCGUGGCCAUCCUGCCCUUCUACCUGGAGGUGGGGCUGAGCGGGCUGUCGUCCAAGGCCGCCCGCGACGUGCUGGGCUUCCUGCGGGUUGUCCGCUUCGUGCGCAUCCUGCGCAUCUUCAAGCUCACGCGCCACUUCGUGGGGCUGCGCGUGCUGGGCCACACGCUGCGCGCCAGCACCAACGAGUUCCUGCUGCUCAUCAUCUUCCUGGCCCUGGGCGUGCUCAUCUUCGCCACCAUGAUCUACUACGCCGAGCGCAUCGGCGCCAGGCCCUCCGACCCGCGGGGCAACGACCACACCGACUUCAAGAACAUCCCCAUCGGCUUCUGGUGGGCCGUGGUCACCAUGACCACGCUGGGCUACGGGGACAUGUACCCCAAGACGUGGUCGGGCAUGCUGGUGGGGGCGCUGUGCGCCCUGGCCGGGGUGCUCACCAUCGCCAUGCCGGUGCCCGUCAUCGUCAACAACUUUGGCAUGUACUACUCGCUGGCCAUGGCCAAGCAGAAGCUGCCCAAGAAACGAAAGAAGCACGUGCCGCGGCCGCCCCAGCUGGAGUCCCCCAUUUACUGCAAGUCCGAGGAGACCUCGCCUCGGGACAGCACCUACAGUGAUGCCAGCCCGCCGGCCCCGGAAGAAGGCGUGGUCCAGAGGAAACGGGCAGACUCCAAGCAGAACGGCGAUGCCAAUGCGGUGCUGUCAGACGAGGAGGGAGCUGGCCUCACCCAGCCCCUGGCCUCUGCCCCCACUCCCGAGGAACGCCGGGCCCUGCGACGCUCCGGCACCCGAGACAGGAACAAGAAAGCUGCUGCCUGCUUCCUGCUCAGCGCGGGGGACUAUGCCUGUGCCGAUGGUAGCGUCCGCAAAGGCUGUGAACAGUCCCGGAGUGUAAACAACAUAGCGGUUGCUGCUGGAACCAGUCUGGGGCUGUCUCCACUGGCAUCGCGAGACAGCUCGCCCUACCCUCAGAGAAAGCUCCUGCUCUCCCACCCCUUCCACCCCCUCACCAGCCCGCCGCCUGGACACUCAGGUCCAUAGCCACAGCUUGGGCUCCCCAGCUCCAGGCACGCACAGGCACACUCACAUACCCCCAGCUCCUCCUGGGGCCCAGGGGUGCCGGGCGGGAUGCAGGGGAAUUCAGGCCUCUGAGCCUCUUGACCACAGCAGCCAGCUCCCCAAAAUGUUCAGCUCUGGAGCCUCACAGCAAGCAGGGGGACUCCUCAGGACUUCUGCCCCAUCGGCCUCCAUCUUGAGCUGGAAGUGCCAGCACCCAGGCCCUGGUCUCGGGGCCCCUCCUCCCUCUCAGGGCCCACCCUAAUCACAGCAGAUGCAUUCCUCGUGGCCUUCAGCUAGGAACCAAACAGUCUGCAGUUGCACGUCUCUGUCUGUCUGUCUGUCCGUCCCACACGCAGACCAGCAAGGAGGAAGGCUCCCUCUGGGGGCACCUCUGUGAUGGUGGGGGUGCUUGAUCCUCAGGAGCAGUGCUGCUCUGAGAGGAUAGACCCGUUUUGGUCUGCAGGCGCAGGUGGGGGUGUCUGGAGUGGGAGCCCCAGGCAGCCUCGGCCGGGGACCCGGGUUUGGCGGGUGACACCCAGCGUGCCCAGCCUCCCAUCUGCGCCCAGAGCGGUGGCAUCUCAGCACGCUGCUUCCACGACAGUUUUUCUUCACUCUCCCGCUCCCCCAAACUCCCAGCUCUGCUUCUGAGUCACCUGCCUCUCUCCGCCAGCCUCUGCGCUCUGUAUUCCUGCCAGAACCGGAGACUCAUCUAAUUUCUAUAAUUAAGUGUAUUCAUUUACCUAACGAGCCUGGGGGUACAACAGGUCUGUGAGUCACUGAGUGAGCAGGGGUGCACCCUCGGCAGGAGCAGCUGAGGGGAAGUGGGGACAAAAGCCUUCUGCCCCCCACCUGCUCCCGACCCCAGGAGGGCCGAGACGCAGGUGACCGGCUCGCCAGGCCCCCUAGCCCCAGGAAUACCUCGCGCAGACAUCUCCUGUGUCACCUGAUGGGAAUUAGACCUGACAGCGGAGUCGUGCGUCUGGCAAUUUUUAGAGUCGGCUUAUGCAACUGUGUGAGGGAAUGAUUCUGGAAGGUCCAUCUCUGCUCCUCCCAGGGUGGGCAAAGAUGGGUACGGCAAGACAGCCUUUGGGUUGGAGGAGGCCGGGAGAUCUGGGGGUCACCUCGAAAGAUGAAUGGGGCGGAAAGAAACCAUCACUCACGAUGGGGUUGGGCUUUCUGAAAAGCUGCUCCGGGAGCAUCUCCACUCCAGCGUCUCCUUCAGCUUUGGGCAGAUAUGGGAAUGGCCCUUCCAGAAAAGUCUAUUCCAGGUAGGCCCUGGGAUACCCUAGCCCUGCUCUGUGGUGCCCCACUAAGGAUUGAGAAGAUGCAGAGGGAGUCUUGUGACUGCCCGGCAGAAAGAGACGGGCCCCUAUGGAGACAGGGACAGGGCAGCCUGGGGACACGGGGGGCCCCGCUCCCCUCGUAGCUAGGUCUGAGAACCCAGCCGCUUCCUCAUGGAGCAUAUUCACUCCUGUCCCUGCGGAGCGUCCUGACCCCAGGUCCUGGCGGUGACCGGGACGCGCUGAGCUCGGUGUCCUGAGUAGCACAGGAACCACUGCUGUUCUCUCCUGACUUGCCUCCCUGGUUUGGGGAGCCGAGGCGGCUAUUUCUGUGGCAGCCC
Molecule: messenger RNA, 4299 nt
Organism: Condylura cristata (star-nosed mole)
Lineage: Eukaryota; Metazoa; Chordata; Mammalia; Eulipotyphla; Talpidae
Gene: KCNC4
Product: potassium channel, voltage gated Shaw related subfamily C, member 4
Exons: 4
Coding region: 684-2660 (658 amino acids)
Biological process (GO): potassium ion transmembrane transport; protein homooligomerization
Cellular component (GO): dendrite membrane; neuronal cell body membrane; voltage-gated potassium channel complex
Molecular function (GO): delayed rectifier potassium channel activity; protein binding
Source: RefSeq, a predicted model, not a curated record